AUGAGUCAACGCGGCUUUCAACGAGGCAGAGGUGGAGGUGACCAACGAGGUGGUGGUGGCGGCCGUGGUGGCUACCAAGACAGAGGCCGAGGUGGAGGUGGAGGUGGAAGAGGAGGAGGAGGAAGAGGCGGAUUUAGUGGUCCCGUCAUCUUCAAGGGUGCAACCCAAGUGGAUCAACGAUUAUCUCAUAAAGAAAACGAUCUUUCACUGAUAAAGGAUCCUAGUCGUCCGUUGAGGCCCGGGUAUGGUACACUUGGCACGCCUAUCACUCUUAGAACCAACUUUUUCCCUGUUCGCCUUCCGAAAGCUCCCGUUUAUGAUUACAGUGUAGAUAUAUCCCCUAAAACCGACAUAAACAGGCUCAAAAUUCGGAUAUUCACGUUGCUCGAACAGCUUCCUGAUUGCAAACCCUUUCUUCCUCAUAUUACCCAUGACAGGAGUGCAAGGCUUGUUUCUGCGAAACGGCUUCCCCAGCCCCUCAAUUUCAUUGUACCGUUUUACGAGGAGGGUGCUUCUCCUAGCCGCGUAACCACGACGUAUACGGUCUCCGUUACUUUCACUCGAGAGUUGGACCCCACGCAGCUCACACAAUACAUGGAAGGAAAACCUGAAUUUCAUGGUCACGAUCCUUUGCCUUUGGUUUCUGCUCUGAACUUGGUUAUACAGCAACAUGCUGUGCGAACAGGCGUCCGAGUAGGCAAAAACAAAUACUUCUUCCCGACGUCGUCGCAAGGCUUUAAUCUCAGUCCUAUGGUCACUGCAUUUCAAGGCUUUUACGCAUCCGUUAGGCCGACAUACAAGCAAUUAAUGGUCAAUGUGAAUGCUUGUAUGACCGCCUUCAUUGAACCUGGCAAUCUUGCCGAUGCACUGCUUGCGUUCAGUCGCAAUUCGAGAGGUGCAAUGCCCACAUUACCUCACGAGCUCAUGAAAAAGGUCAAAGUGACUACCAAGCAUCUCGGAUAUAAGCGCCGUCAUAUUCUCCAGCAUGUUGCGACGACCACGGCUCGAAAUACAACGUUUACUUCUGACAAAUACGGCAAAGUCUCGAUCGAAGAAUAUUUCCUCAAAGAGUAUAAGAUCAAGUUGAAGCACGCAGCGGAUCUUCCGGUCAUUGACGUUGGUACUAAGAAAAGGACUUAUCUUCCUGCCGAAAUCUGCGAAAUUGAACCCGGACAAGCCUUCCGUGGGAAGCUUAAUGAACAGCAGACUUCUCAAAUGAUCAAAGUUGCGUGCAAUCCUCCGAAAGUAAAUGCAGAAGCCAUCGUGGGUGACGGCUUCCAGAAACUUGGCUUGAAUACAAAUCCUUCGACCUCGCCUUUACAUGGGUUCGGCGUCGAAGUGACGAAUGAAAUGGCUGCUGUACCUGGACGGGAGCUUCCUCCUCCACGGCUGAACUACCGAGUUGGGAACCCAAGAGUCGCCAAUGGAGGCUGGAACAUCCUUGAUGUUAAAUUCCACCGUGGCGCACAACUCUCAAGUUGGUCUGUGCUCGUAGUCCGCGAUGGGCCGUCGGUCUUUUCAGGGCCUACUGAUACUCGAUUGCGUGGGCUCGUAGAUGGCUUCGCAACGAAGAUGCGGAAUAGCGGAAUGACUGUUCCCCCAGGUCCACCAUCGUUACUCUUGGCCAAUCUUCCUUCGCCCGACCAAGAUCCAGGUCGAGUGAGGGCUCUGAACGAAAUAAGGAAGACUCUCCAGGACCAUGUGCAAAAAGCUCAAGGUCGAAAACCCGCUUUUGUUCUUGUGCUUCUGUCUCGUCGUGAUAAUUUUAUCUAUCCAGGAAUCAAGCGAAUUGGUGAUGUCGAACUGGGAGUUCAAACAGUCCAUAUGCAGCUGUCCAAGGUUGUUGAUAAGGAGCCCAACAAACAAGAUCAGUACUUCUCAAACGUGGCGCUCAAGGUCAACACGAAGCUCGGAGGAAUCAACCACAAGUUGGAUGAUGUGGCUAUGAGAUGGCUUCGAAAAAAGUCGACUAUGAUAGUCGGAAUUGACGUCACACAUCGAGGACCUGGAAGUAAGGAGGGAACACCGUCUAUUGCUGCAGUUGUUGCUAGCGUGGACAGUGACUUUGUCCAGUACCCUGCAAGCCUGCGCAUCCAACAAUCGGAUGAAGUCAAAGAGAUGCUGGAUGAACUAACUGACAUGAUGGUCGAACGGUUGCAAUGCUAUCAAACUAAGAACAAAGCACUUCCAGAACGUGUUUUUGUUUUCCGAGAUGGCGUUUCAGAGGGCCAGUACGACACCGUCUUGAACGAGGAAUUACCCCAAAUCUUGAAUGCGUUCAAAAAGUUCAACACGAAAGACCGAAAAGCACCCUAUAGACCUCUACUGUCUAUUGUCAUCUGUGGAAAACGUCAUCAUGCCAGAUUCUAUCCCACUGAUUCCCAAUAUGCUGAUAAGAAUGGCAAUACCAGACCAGGGACGGUUGUUGACCGAGGAAUCACUAAUGUCUUUGACUUCGAUUUUUAUCUCCAAGCUCAUGCUGGACUCCAAGGCCACGCGAAACCCACGCACUACAUUGUCAUCUAUGAUGAAACGAAAUUCACCGCGGAUGAAAUACAACAGGGAACCCAUGAUUCUAGUUACUUGUACGCCAGAGCCACAAGAGCGGUCAGUCUUAUGCCUCCAGCUUACUAUGCUGAUCUUGCAUGUGAGCGGGGGCGCUGCUACUUGAACGAUUUUUUGGUGGAUGAUAGAUCAUCUACUGCGGGAGGGAGUGGACGUGACAAAGCAGCCGAAUCUCAGAGAACUUUUGAGGCAGCGAGAAGGUCUUGGGGAAGCGGCCUUCAUCCUGACAUGAGAAAUUCUAUGUUUUAUAUCUAACCGCGGUGUGGCGUGGCGGCUGUGAUUUUCCUGAAAUUUAUGCUUUUUGUAUCACUAUCUGUAUAUUCUUGGAUUUAGCUAUGACUGUUGUGAACUUUUUUGCUAUUGGAUUGUUUUUUUUUGUUGUAUUUCGCUCUAGCCGCUAGCUAGUAAUUUCUGGCAAUCCGCUUUUACGUGUUCGA
Messenger RNA from Lentinula edodes (shiitake mushroom), 3002 nucleotides. Its product is annotated as Piwi domain-containing protein. The transcript is spliced from 14 exons. The record is from RefSeq and is a predicted model, not a curated record. Gene Ontology annotation, molecular function: protein binding; RNA binding. The coding region runs from base 1 to 2820 and encodes 939 amino acids. Lineage: Eukaryota; Fungi; Basidiomycota; Agaricomycetes; Agaricales; Omphalotaceae.